Portunus trituberculatus (swimming crab) is the source of this 2410-nucleotide messenger RNA. RefSeq lists its product as uncharacterized. Lineage: Eukaryota; Metazoa; Arthropoda; Malacostraca; Decapoda; Portunidae. The coding region runs from base 647 to 1066 and encodes 139 amino acids. The record is from RefSeq and is a predicted model, not a curated record. The transcript is spliced from 5 exons.
UUAUGCAUUACCCUAAACACUACCCUAAGAAGGAUCCAAUUACCCUAGUUUAGGGUAUUUUACCCUAAAAUGGAAGCACUGUAGCCAACAUACGAUACAAUAUUAUCCCGUUUGCGCAAUAUAUUUUCAAGUUUUUGAAAAUCACAAUAUAUUGCACAACCUUUCAAUAUUGCCCACACGAUCAAUUAUACUGCGCAAACCAAAAUAUUGCGCAAUAACAUUGAACGUCUAGGGGCCGCUAGAGAUAUAGCUUUAUCUUCACUCUAGCACGCCCUUCAGUCCUAUGAACGACAUGAUUAUGGUUUGACAUGUUUCCUUCCUUUGUGACACGUGCUCGGAAAUGGCCCUUUCACUCUGUAAUAGUAUACCACCCAUCUGAUAACGCCUGCCACCAUUGUUAACCUCCGUAUGACAUUUGAACCUUAAAGAACACAUGUUGCAAUGUCCUGUCAAGAUUAAUUCAGCCACUUGAUCAUUUUCUAAAAAAAAAAAAAAAAAAAACAAUAGGAAAACUAUUGCAUUUUCUUUUCCUAUAUGUAUAAGUUACCGUAGUAGUGCUGGGUGAACUCUGAAGAACAAACAUCGGUGUGCACUUCAUCAGCAGAGAAGAACCGUACAGUCCGUACUUUCUGCUUGAUAGGGGAAAAUGAAUUUGUUCAAGAAAAUGUGUCCUGUCAAAAGGAAAGAGCUAUAUGUUCCACAGAGAGAAUUAGUCAUUUCCUCUCCCACGGGAGUGACACAUCCAAUACACAUCGUCAUCGACAAGGAGACCAAUUGUUUAAAAGGUGUGCCUCCUGGCUGGAGAGAGCAGAUGGAUAUUAUAACUGGUAAAUGUGCCGUGAAAGAUGAUCGUGAAGCUGUGCGAUCAAUAAUGACAUUUCUGCAAGCGAAAGGGAAUCCUGAAGCUGGUCUCAGCAGUGAUGUUCCUGAAUUCUUCAAUGCUUCAAUCAGUAAGCCACCAGGUCCCUGGGAUGCAAAUAAUGGGGAAACUACGGUAAAGACAGUCGCCAAAGGUUCUCCUACUAAAGACGAAGAAAAAAAAUGUUGGUCGAAGUGGAGGAGCUGAACUCACACAGUCCUCAGAAGUGAGUGACGAAGUCUUCCCCAGAGAUUAACAAGACAGUGAAGAACGCAAUACACAAGCCAGAAAGUGUAGCAAAAGGUGGUGAAUCUCGAAGACGCAAAUGAUCACUUUGGUGAAUAUGUAGCCUCACAACUUAGGUCAUUACCAUAUUAUGUGGUCUGAAAUAUUGAAAGGUGAAAUACAGAACACAAUAACAAAGGUCGUGCUGCAGUCCCGCGCUACACAUCCUAUCUAUUAUAUAGUAUAAAUAACACCAGCACCUUGUUUUCCUUUAGGUCAUUACCUAAUAUGUGGUCUGAGAUACUGAAAGGUGAAAUACAGAACACAAUGACAAAGGUUGUGCUGCAGUCCUGCUUUACACACCCAUGUGUAUGUAAUACAACUAACACUAACAUCUUGUUCUUCUUCCCUCACCACUCACAGCUUACCACGACACAAACACCAAGUCUCACGCGCUUGUUUUAUUACAGCCUUCUAUACACACACAGUCAACUCAUGAAGCCAUAUCUUCACCAUAACUCCGUUAAAAGAUCAUAUAGCCUACACUUGUGUUACGUAUAUCUCUCUUCUCCCAUCUAUAUUCUCUGAUCCCCAGCAUUACGAAGAUAAAUACGUAUACUGUUUGUAAGACUAUGAACAAUAUUAUCAAGUGAGGAAUAGCAUAAUAAUUAAUGUGCUGCUGAGUUGCUGCUGAUAUCCACACACACACACACACACACACACACAUUAUAUACAAAUUCUACACUAUAAUCUUUAAUUAAUCUACUACGAUUAUUCAUUAUAUUUUGUACAAAACCGUAUACCUGUAAUAUUUUGUAAUUAUGAUAUUGUAUAAUAUAUAGUCAUUACUUCGUCUUAUAUUCAAGGACAUACUACAUCAACAUUAAUAAAUUCAUAUCUAACUUGCAGUCUCAUUUAUUUCUUUUAUUUUUUUUCCCUUUAAUGCGUCUCUUUCAGUGAUUGUGCGUUACAUGAGAAAGAAAGAAAAAUGUCUAAAAAUAACAUUGAUUUAUUGGGUAAAAAGGUUAUAGCAAAGAUUUGUGGAAAUGGCUACUGUCAGGUAAUAAAUGUGAAUAAUGAUUAAUGAAUGUGAUAGUUUCAAUGAAGAGGUUCAUUAUCUCACAGCCAGAUGAAAAUAAUAAGAUUUUAGGGGAGUUCUAUUGUUUCGAUUAUGAUGGUAAUUAUUUGCAAAUUUGUACGUACUUCUAAAAUAUGUUAUAUAUCCUAAUACAUAUGUUGUGUCUUUCUGUGAGGCCUCUCUCGUUAAUUAAUUGUCUUAUUUCUUACAUACCCCUUGUUUCUGUACUUCUCUCGUUCAUAACUCUU